Molecule: messenger RNA, 1169 nt
Organism: Cuscuta campestris
Lineage: Eukaryota; Viridiplantae; Streptophyta; Magnoliopsida; Solanales; Convolvulaceae
Source: the annotation of a GenBank genome assembly
UAUUUAUAUACUAUUAAUAAUUAACAAUGGGUUUGAAAGAAAUGGAAAUGGGUCUUCUCUUUGAUUCCCAAUCAAACAACCAGAAGAAAUUGAUUUAUGGCCUCCCUUCUCCUUCCCCCGUCGCCAAAUGUUGCGAUCCUCGGUUUCUGAGGCUGGUUGCUCGUUCCGUUGUUUUGGCGGUUAUUAUGGUUUCUUUUCCUUGGCUGAAUGUAUCAUCAUCAUCGUCGUCGUCGUCGUGGUCUAAUAAUCUGAACCACGCCUUUAAUGAGGGUAUCGUCGAAAAGCACGACCGUGUUGUUCUGGUUACUAGUAGUGACAGCAGCAAUGAUGCUGACAGCAGCAUCAUUGCUGCGGUUACUGGUAGUGACAGCAGCAAUGAUGCUGCAGUUGCGGCGUGUGAUGAUGAUGUCAUCAGAUGCCGCAACGGUCUGAAGGGGCGGCGGCUACUGGCGGCGACGGAAUCGGACGCCAAGGCCGCGGCCCUCGAGAGGCUUGAAGACGUCCUGCUUGAGCCGCCAAGGGCAGCGUCGGGGAAAUCAAACGCGUACCGGAAGAAGACGAGGUACUUGCCGGAGCUGAUGGGCGUCUCCUUGGAGAACUACCCAAGGAGGGUGUUCAUCGACGUGAGCUACCUGUCCGGGGAAAAGAGCGCCGCCGCGGCUGCCGCGUCGGAGUGGUUCGCGAAGCACUACCCCGCGGGGAACGCGGAGUUCGAGACGUUCCAGAUCGAGGCGGUCGCGGGGGCGGAGUCGCCGCCGCCGGAAGGCCAGGCGGGGGGCGGGGGGAUGUCGGAGUGGCUGAGGAAGAACGUGGAGGAGAAGGACUACGUGGUGAUGAAGACGGUGGCGGAGGUGGCGGAGGAGAUGGUGAAGAGCAGGGCAAUCAGGCUGGUGGAUGAGCUUUUCUUGGAGUGCAAGCAUCAGGGGAUCAAGAAGGGGGGUGAGAAAAGUAGGAGGGCAUAUUGGGAAUGUUUAGCUUUAUAUGGUAUGCUCAGGGAUGAAGGUGUUGCAGUCCACCAAUGGUGGGGUUAAAAUAUUAUUACCCUUUUUUUAUUGAGUACUAUAUAUAUUUACUGCCAGUACCAAUUUAUGGUUAUGUAAAAAAACUGUGAGAGGGUUUGUUUGUUAUGUGACAUUUUUUUAGGCCUGAAAGAAAAAAGGUUAUCCCUG